Molecule: messenger RNA, 2269 nt
Organism: Carassius gibelio (silver crucian carp)
Lineage: Eukaryota; Metazoa; Chordata; Actinopteri; Cypriniformes; Cyprinidae
Product: protein unc-119 homolog A-like
Exons: 5
Coding region: 213-1001 (262 amino acids)
Biological process (GO): positive regulation of protein tyrosine kinase activity; lipoprotein transport; negative regulation of clathrin-dependent endocytosis
Cellular component (GO): intercellular bridge; spindle pole; spindle midzone
Molecular function (GO): lipid binding
Source: RefSeq, a predicted model, not a curated record
ACCGUGCGCCACUGAACUGCCGGCGACCCCUCGUGCCGUGCAGUGGUACGUCCCUCAGCUGGAGCGCGAGAGAGGUUCAGAUUGAGCGGAGAACAGGAGGAUUUAAAUACCUCUAAGCGGGCGACCUGCUCAGCCCUUCGGGUGUGGGAGGGUGACUGUUUUGUGUCUUUGCGAGACCGGGGGAGCAGGGGGUGGAGGAGGAGGAACGGAUAAUGAGCUAUUCUUGUACUAACACAGGCAACAGCCAGGACCCAUCGAGCUCUAAGAAGUCCGGGAGCGUUAAUCCCGGUAGUUGCAGCAGCGGAGACACCGGCAACGGCAAUAACCGCCACAUUAUCCGCGGCAGCAUAGCGAACUCGAACCCUGAUAUAUCCGAGGCCAUGAGGGUCAAGAAGGGUUGCAACACGACAGACGUCGGGGUCCCAGUCACCACAGAAGAGGAAUUGCAUGCGAACGAAACGAUCACCCCAGAGGAUGUGCUGGGAUUACAGAAGAUCACUGAAAACUAUCUGUGUAGUCCAGAAGACAAUGUAUACAAUAUAGACUUCACACGGUUCAAGAUCAGGGAUAUGGAGACAGGAACAGUACUGUUUGAGAUCACCAAACCUCCAGGCACAGAUAAAGGAGAUAAACGAGAUGUUGAUCCAAAUGCUGGACGGUUUGUACGUUAUCAGUUUACGCCAGCUUUCUUACGCCUACGUCAAGUAGGAGCCACUGUUGAAUUCACAGUAGGGGACAUCCCCAUCAAUAACUUCCGGAUGAUCGAGAGGCACUAUUUCCGUGAACAGCUGCUGAAGAGUUUCGACUUUGAGUUUGGCUUCUGCAUCCCCAGCAGCAAGAACACCUGUGAGCACAUCUAUGAGUUCCCCCCGCUCUCAGAGGAUCUCAUGCGUGAGAUGAUCCUCCAUCCUUACGAGACGCAGUCUGACAGCUUCUACUUUGUGGACAACAAGCUGGUCAUGCACAACAAAGCAGAUUAUUCGUACAGCGGAGGCCCUUAGGACAGCCGUGGGAGGGGACUGAGGCAGAGAGUUUGACUGACAGACCUAAGAACCAAUCACGUGUCUUUGUCCAGCAGUCACACCCUCCUUGAAUCAGUGUCAUAGACGACCACCUGCAGUGCGCCAUGUCUGUUUGUGAGGUCUAGAAAGUCAUAUGAGAAGGUCUUAUCCAAUGCAUACAUAUCCUGUUCUGAUUUCACACUGCCAUCAUUCACAUCAGCAAAUAUAGAGUGUUUCUUUUGUAUGAGCAAGGCACUGUAAUGUGAAUGGUACUUAGGAUUUCUAUUCAUCAUGUGCAUGCGUGUGUAUGUAUGGGUUUUCAUUCUAUGAUUUUGUGUGUGUGUGAGGAGGGUGUUUAACACUGAUAAGAUCAUUAUAUAUUGUUGAUGUUAAUGAGUACAAGCUACAUCAUAUUUCAUGAAACUUUUCAUCCUAAAUAGCAUAUAUUAUAUUAUUUUAUGGUGAGACCUUGACAUAAUUGAUAGAUUUGUGUUGCAUUAGAUAUAUUUUGAUACGUGAGCAAACUUAAUUUUGAGAUGUUGAUUAUUUGUGUGGAUAAAAACAAAAAACGAGCAAAAAAAUGAAGUCAAAUCAGUUGAAACUUUCAUGGACCUGUCGAAACGAAUGACUUGCAUUCGAAGGUCUGUAUAAAGUUUCUGAUUAUACAUAAUUUACUCUGCAAACAAGAGAUUGUGUAGAUAAAACAACGAUGUGAAAAAUGCCUACUGGAAAGGGAACACUGCACACGUUACAAGCCUUGACAUUUCAAACGUCUGCUUCGUGUGGUUUCUUUUUGUCUUCGUACAAAACAAGAGGAAAGAAAUGGUCAUAUUGAGCUGUUUAAAGAACAGUAGUUCGAAGAGAGCAAGAGAUGUGAUCUCUUCUCAUUUCUCCAUCUAGCAUUCCCUUUCUCACACAUUCCAGCGAGCCAGGCCCUUUGUGGCGGUUUAGUGCACAUAGCAGAGAUUAGAUUUAAUAUCUUAUCCAAGUAUGUGCUGUAUCUAUGAUCCUUGUAUUCAGAGUGCAAACAGUGCUUUUAGGAGAAUGAUUUACCUAUUUUUGAUUUAUGAAUAAUGAGGAGGCUUUCAAAGACUUCAGUAAGUGUGUAAAAUGGAGGAAUAACUUGAAAAAUAUUUCUAGUCAGAUGUAAUAUGUGCUUUAUUUAUGAUUGUGAUUUAUUGUAAAUGAUUUUGGAGGGGGAAGGGGAGAAAAUGAAAUGUAUGUUUUGGACAAUUAAAUGCCAGUCUGGAAUAAAAUAAAUAAAUGUA